This is a messenger RNA of Pimephales promelas (fathead minnow), 2419 nucleotides long. RefSeq names its product protein phosphatase 1, catalytic subunit, alpha isozyme b (gene ppp1cab). Gene Ontology annotation, cellular component: cytoplasm; nucleus. NCBI's taxonomy places the organism in Eukaryota, Metazoa, Chordata, Actinopteri, Cypriniformes, Leuciscidae. Gene Ontology annotation, molecular function: protein serine/threonine phosphatase activity. The record is from RefSeq and is a predicted model, not a curated record.
UACGCUUAGUGUUUUCCCCGCCCCAUUUAGUGUUUCCGACUCAGCGGUCGUGGUGCUAGUUUUUCUAAUACAACGAACUACUGAAGGUACCAUUCACGGCAAUAACAAAAACUCAGGAAUACUAUCAGUUGUGGGAUCUUUUAUAAAUACAUUUUUAUAAGUUAUUACCGUGUAUUUGCAUCGGGUGGAUUCCUAGGUCGUCUUGUUCCUGGCUCUGUUGGCCGGCUAAUCUCCAGCGAGCGACAAAAUGGCUGAAUCGGACAAAUUAAACAUCGAUUCGAUCAUCCAGCGCCUUUUGGAGGUGAAGGGCUCAAGACCUGGUAAAAAUGUCCAGUUGACUGAGAACGAGAUUCGUGGAUUGUGUCUGAAAUCUCGGGAAAUCUUCCUUAGCCAGCCGAUACUGCUUGAGCUGGAGGCACCGCUGAAGAUUUGUGGUGAUGUUCAUGGUCAGUAUUAUGACCUGCUCAGGCUUUUUGAGUAUGGAGGAUAUCCUCCAGAGAGCAACUACCUGUUUCUUGGAGACUAUGUAGACAGAGGCAAGCAGUCUUUGGAGACCAUCUGCCUGCUGCUUGCGUACAAGGUCAAAUAUCCAGAGAACUUCUUCCUUCUCAGAGGAAACCAUGAAUGUGCCUCCAUCAACAGGAUAUAUGGAUUUUAUGAUGAAUGUAAAAGGCGGUAUAACAUCAAGCUUUGGAAGACAUUCACAGACUGUUUCAACUGCUUACCUGUAGCUGCUAUUGUGGAUGAAAAGAUUUUUUGUUGUCAUGGAGGUCUUUCUCCAGACCUGCAAUCUAUGGAACAGAUUCGCCGUGUGAUGAGGCCCACAGACGUUCCUGACCAGGGUUUGCUGUGUGAUCUGCUCUGGGCUGACCCCGAUAAAGAUGUCAUGGGCUGGGGAGAGAAUGACCGUGGUGUCUCUUUCACUUUUGGUUCUGAUGUUGUGGCCAAGUUCCUCCACAAACAUGACAUGGACCUCAUUUGCCGGGCCCACCAGGUGGUAGAGGAUGGCUAUGAGUUCUUUGCGAAGAGGCAGUUAGUCACACUUUUCUCCGCGCCUAACUACUGCGGAGAGUUUGACAACGCAGGAGCUAUGAUGAGUGUCGACGAGACCCUGAUGUGCUCAUUUCAGAUUCUGAAACCAGCAGAGAAGAAGAUGCUGUCGUAUGGUGGUGCGGGAGGAUUUGGAUCUGGUAGACCUGUAACUCCUCCACGAAACGCAGCCAAGGGUGGCAAAGCCAAGAAAUAACAUCAACUACUGCAACACGCCUAUACAUCCUGUCCAUCAUUCUACCUCUCCUUUCCCUUCUCCUCUUCAAUUCCAAACACCAAAUCAGUGCAGGGUUUUUUUAGCUGUCUCCAUCAAGACGAGACUGCUGGCAAUCUGAGCGGUCAUAUGUGUGCUUGACUGAAAUGCCCUUGUGAAGCGUGUUGGUUUCUAUGUGAAACGACAGUGUGUAUUUGUGGAAAAUGGUUUUGUUGUGCGAGUUUGUGUGCAAGUUUUUCUUCACUCUCUCUAGUAACUGCGCACCUUUUAAUGCGUUUUUAGCUGUUCUGGUUGAUUUUUUUUCUUUUUUUUUUUUUUUUCUUCCGAUACAUCUUCAGCCAUUACAUGAUAAUCCUUUUAAGGCCAUUUAUUGGAUCUACAACACCCUUCACCUCUCGUCAGACCAAGCCUCAGGGUCCAGCUUUUGAUCCCCGCUGGGGACAGACUUUUCCAUUCCCCUCUAAAGCAAUCUGAAUGGAGGUGAUUGUGCAAAUCACUGCCAGUCUCUUUAAUGUGAAGCUUUGUCCAAGUGCGUGUCUGUUUACAGUAGUUAUUGACGGCACCCUGCACAUUUUGACACAUACCUAUUUUGGCGCAUUCUUUGCUUCUUUAAACUGCACACUCAGGUAGUAUUUAGCCUGGCCUGUGGAAAUGCUCUGUUUCUCUUUGGGGUAGUUAAAAUCAUGCACGAUGUGCAAAUAAUACCAUGUGUGAAUGUCUGCUAAGUGGGUGCCAUCGCCGUUUCAGUUUAAAAUGCAGAAAUGCACUGUUUAUUGAGUGAAUGUGGCUGUGUUCCAAUUUGUUAACUGCAAAUCUCACUUUUUCUUCUUAAAAGGACUUUUUUUUUUAGUAGUCAUGAAUUUAGCCAAUAAAGUGAGAAUCUGGUGCAUAUUUUGAGUUUUUAUUUUGUCCAUCAACUGUCGGCUGUACAAAGUGCAAAAUAGCAUUUGAGGAAUUAAAGCUCAACUUUAUUCUUGACGGAAGUUGUGCACCAAUAGAAUAUUACAGUUAGGGAAAGAACUUGAUUGGAGGUUUUGUUUUUAUUACAUUGUUAUUAUGACAUUAGUAACAUGUUGGUUGUUGCCAUUUUAACAUUUGAAUAAAUAGUUGUUUCAUUCUGUCAACAUGAAAUUAAAAAGGACUUUUUUUAUGGAA